Molecule: messenger RNA, 615 nt
Organism: Phaedon cochleariae (mustard beetle)
Lineage: Eukaryota; Metazoa; Arthropoda; Insecta; Coleoptera; Chrysomelidae
Source: the annotation of a GenBank genome assembly
CAGGUCUGGUUCCAAAACCGAAGGGCAAAGUGGAAGAAAAGGAAGAAGACUACCAACGUAUUCCGUACCCCUGGCGCCCUGCUACCUUCUCAUGGUCUUCCUCCUUUCGGUGCGAUGGGUGAUGGUCUCUGUGGAUCCAGUAUGUUCAGUACUUCGGAUACCAGGUGGGGUGUCACCGGAAUGGCAACAGGUUUGGGACAAUUAGGCCAAGGUUCAAUGGGUGGAUUUGGCCAGUCUCUAGGACAACUCAAUCAGGGUUCCGGACUGAGUCCUGCUCUACCAAUCAGUACAGCUAGCACCGUGUACCAAGCCCACUAUGGAUUAAAUUCAUUGGGCGACAGCAUGAUGACGUACUGCAAUGCGGGCGGCGGUAGCGGCACGGCCGGCAGCCCGCCGCCCCCGCAGAUCCCCUGCUCGUCGGCCGCCGCCGCAUCCACCCCGCCUGGGGCGGCCACAGGCGGUUCCCCGGGCGGCGCGGGCGGCGGCGACGAGGACGACCUCUGGCGCGGCCACAGCAUAGCGGCGCUGCGGCGGCGCGCCUCCGAACUGAACGCCGCCAUUCCCUCGUAUCUGCAGAUCAACUACGACACGCACAAUAACGCGCCGGUCUAUUAG